UGCCAGUCAGUAAGGGCGAAAACCUUUCAUUUUACGAUCGUUCGUCAACAUAAAUUGUUGUACAAAAUUCAAAGAAGAAACGGAAUCAGCUUUUCAAGACGCGAUUACAGUGAUAACACACCACUCCCCCACAUUAGGCGAUUAAAUUAUUCGUGAGCCCCAGCGAUUCGACAAAAUCGAUACCAAAUGGAAGCCGCCGAGGGUCAGAGCUUGGUCAUCAAAAUGGCCCAGAAGAACAAGGAGACCCAAACUGUAAAGCUGGUGGCCGGUGGCGCUCUGGCCAACAACUGGUUUACCCCCGGGGCCUAUGCAGCAGGAGCGGUUUCAUUUGGCACCCAUCCGGCGGUCCAUCCGCCGGCCAUCCCGCAGCCAGCCAACUCGUGCCAGUUCUACAUGGACCGGGAGGAGCAGCUGUACCGCCGCGCCUGCCAGAUGAAGGGCAUCCGGGUGGAGCGGCUGCACGAGAUCCGCGAGGAGGAGGACGACUCGAACGGCUCCGAGGAGGAGCACUCGAAGGGCAUCCGCUACCGCUACACCCUGGACGAGAUGAAAAGCUAUAACCCGUACCGUUUUAUCAACUUUUAGGUGUCCCCAAAGCACCAUGUCCAUCUACAUCUUCAUCGCCGCCACAUACCCAUCUGUAUCUGUAUUGCAGCAUCAGUAUUCGGAUUUUCAGGUAGAAUCACCCAGAUCCAGCAUUAGGAUUAGCAUCAGUAUCAGUACUAGCAUCAGCACCAGCACCAGCACCAGCCCCACAUUCCACACAAGAUGCGAGCUUGUGGCCACACCAUGCAUGCCUCCAAACCGAAGUGGGAACCCCGACAGGAACAGAGACAGCUCCAUGAACACCCCACGCCAUCCACUUGCUUGUUGCCAGCGUUUCGCCAAGACCCCGAAAACAAUAAAAAAUUGUUUAUAAAUGACAUCCUGGGAUGUCAACCAAA
Molecule: messenger RNA, 944 nt
Organism: Drosophila biarmipes
Lineage: Eukaryota; Metazoa; Arthropoda; Insecta; Diptera; Drosophilidae
Exons: 2
Coding region: 187-585 (132 amino acids)
Source: RefSeq, a predicted model, not a curated record